Molecule: messenger RNA, 636 nt
Organism: Pseudozyma flocculosa PF-1
Lineage: Eukaryota; Fungi; Basidiomycota; Ustilaginomycetes; Ustilaginales; Ustilaginaceae
Exons: 2
Coding region: 1-636 (211 amino acids)
Biological process (GO): mitochondrial translation
Cellular component (GO): ribosome; mitochondrial small ribosomal subunit
Molecular function (GO): structural constituent of ribosome; small ribosomal subunit rRNA binding
Source: RefSeq, a predicted model, not a curated record
AUGUCUGCCCUCGGGUCUCUCCGCGCCACGGCUCGCUCCACUGCCCUAGGCUCCACCAGAAGCGCCUUGGCCCGCUUCUCGACCUCGUCGCCGCAUUUCUCGGCGCUCGACGACCUCAGUAGCUCCAUCGAGAAGCUCGCCGCCAGCAACCAGUCCAGCAGCGCCUCCUCCUCAUCGUCCACACAAAGGCCGCUCUCGGGCGCCGUCCACACGCCUCGGCCGGCCGCCGCGACGCCCAUCAGCAGAGAUCGCCAGACUGUCAGCGGAAGGGCUUUCCUCAACGGCCACUACUACAACCCGCAAACGCUCUCGUACCGCAGCAUCACCGAAAAGGCACCGCAACCUGCCCGGCCUCUGCUGGGGCCCUCGAACAAGGAGGCCAAGGCCGGCGAUCUGCUCCACAUCAACAACCUCAAGCCAGGGAAGCCUUCGCUGCACGACGACUCGUACAAAAACGGCGCCAUCCUGUCGGCCUACAUUUCCGAGAUGGGCAAGAUCAUGCCGCGCAGCGCGACGGGCCUCACACGGAAGAGCCAGCGCAACAUUGGCAAGGCGGUCCGACGCGCCAGGGCCAUGGGUCUGCUUCCAGUCAUGAGCAGAGGAGGGUCGAGGGCCGGCGGCGCAGGCUGGAAGUGA